Molecule: messenger RNA, 5143 nt
Organism: Cydia splendana
Lineage: Eukaryota; Metazoa; Arthropoda; Insecta; Lepidoptera; Tortricidae
Gene: numb
Product: protein numb
Exons: 7
Coding region: 1050-2405 (451 amino acids)
Cellular component (GO): cytoplasm
Source: RefSeq, a predicted model, not a curated record
CAUCGCCAGUUCUUGACAAUAGGACCGGUCGUGCGGGGCGCGACGGGCGGGGCAGGCCGGGACGGGUGCGCCGCUCCACUCUGCAGGGUUUGUGCGAUUCACACCGUACGCGACCCACUCAGUACGACAGUUGUUCGCUGCCUGCGCGGCGCGCGCGCCUCAUCCUGUUUCCGACUCGACAACAUUCCUUAACUUAUAAUAUAUCUAGUCAAAAUGAAGUUUAGUGUUUUCUGUGAUACUAACUGGAAGUGUUUGUGCGAUAAACGAAAAAGUGGAUUAGCUCUAUAACGACACGUUACGGUUCAAAGAACAAUGCUGUGGGAAAAAAUAACGUUCAGCUGGCAUCGGCAGUCGUUCCCAGCUACCUACCGAACGUCUCUCCCCCCGCGGGCCGGGUGCCGGGUUCAAUGCGCCUCUCUGCGUUUAUUCAUCGCUUGUGGGAAAAGUUGACCCCCGUUUGAAAAAAUAUUGUUAACGAAUUCACACGAUUCCUGUUCUAUUGAUGCGUGUCUAAGAUGAAUGGGUCAUCAGAUCGAGUGUGCCUGGAUCAUUAUGAGAUCACUUCCUAGACACCUGCAACUGAGUACUUCUAUCCUAAAGUGAUAAUUUAAUUUCUGUUUACUUGCAGAGGUGUCUUUAACAACGAACUAAGUCCAACAACUUUUUAUACGCAAGCCGUCAAGGUUGCACCAUUCCUCAGUUCGAGGUGUUUGUUUUGAGCUUUGCUGUGUUUGUCGAGUUUCGAGUUCGUCGAAAUUGUUAUCUUGUUAUGCCACGGAUUGCGUACCUGUACCUAUAUCAGAACCAGAAGUGAUUUACUUCAUUAUUAGAUAACUUGUUUUUGGUGAACACGGAGAUGAAAUGUGUCGGAUUUGCCGUUAAAAUUUAAAUUGCAUUAACUAGAUUCCGGAGGCCAUGGAUAUAGUGCGGCUCGUGAACAGUGCAAAAACAUCGCAUAGGUGUAGUGCCGCUAAGUGAAUUAGUGGAUAUGUGCUAGUGCUGUGCAGUGUCUAGUGUACCUAUUUGGAUUUCGCUGUAUUGUCUUCAAAAUGGGGAACCAAGGCUCGUCAGCUCACGAGCCUUUCGACCGAGCUCAAACGCAGAACGCCACCGACUUGAAAAUGAAAUCGUCAGUGCGCAGUUCAUUGCGGCGGGCGCGCGCCGGCGGCGCCCUCUCGCCGCCCCGAGCCGGCAUGGAGCGCCUGCGCCGGUCCUUCCGGGAGUCCUUCCGGCGGCGCAAGGGCUCGCCGCCCGAGUCGGCGCGCCCGCACCAAUGGCACGCCGACGAGGCCGCAGUGCGCGCCGGCACCUGCACCUUCCCCGUCAAGUACCUGGGCUGCGUCGAGGUCUUCGAGUCAAGGGGGAUGCAGGUCUGCGAGGAGGCGCUUAAGGUCUUACGGAAUUCUCGACGGCGGCCCGUGCGGGCGGUGUUGCACGUGAGCGGCGACGGGCUGCGCGUGGUCGACGAGGAGACCAAGGGGCUGAUGGUAGACCAGACCAUCGAGAAGGUCUCCUUCUGCGCGCCCGAUAGGAACCACGAGAGGGGAUUCAGCUACAUCUGCCGCGACGGCACGACGCGCCGCUGGAUGUGCCACGGGUUCCUCGCGUCGCGCGACUCGGGCGAGCGGCUGUCGCACGCGGUGGGCUGCGCGUUCGCGGCCUGCCUCGAGCGCAAGCAGCGCCGCGACAAGGAGUGCGCCGUGUCCAUGAGCAUCGACGCGGCCAGCCACGCCUUCACCAGGCAGGGCUCCUUUAGGAAAUCUACGAUGACGUCUCGGCGUGCGUCGGAGGCGGACGCGCCGCCGGUGCCGGCGCUGCCGGCGAGCGCGGUGCCGCAGUCGGCGCCGCCGGCGCAGGCCGCGCCGCGCCCCACGCCGCACAACCCGUUCGCCGUCGAGCGUCCGCACGCCGCGCCGCACCUUCUGGAGCGGCAGGGCUCGUUUAGAGGCUUCGCGCAUCUUAAUAACAGUUCCCCAUUCAAGCGUCAGAUGUCGCUCCGCAUCAGCGAGUUGCCGUCCAACCUGGAGCGCACCCGCGCCGGCCUGGGCUCGCCGCCGCGCGCCGCGCCCGCCGCCGCCGUCACGCCCGCGCCCGCGCACGCCGCCAGCCCUGCGCCGGACACCAUGUUUGCGCAGACGGGCGGGGCGGAGGGGGCGGACGGGGAGGACUCGGACCCGGUGCUGGCGAUGUGCCAGCAGCUGUCGCUGGGGCUGCGCGCGCUGGCGGAGGAGCCGGUGGCGGUGGCGGUGGCGCUGCCGGCAGGCGCGCCGGCGCCGGACGCGUGGCUGGGCCGCGUGGCGCGCGCGCGCCCGCCGCCGCUGGCCGCCGCCGCGCGCGCCCUCACCUACGCGGGCGCCAGCACCAACCCCUUCCUGGCGCCCCAGCCCACGCCCGCCCCUAUGUAAACAAUAAACAUGCGACGAGUGCGCCGCAUACUUCUUCCAGACGUGUUGAGCGUUCGCCCGCGAGUUGCCGCUCGCGGGCGUUCGAAGCUUUAUUUACGAUGUGGUCGGUCGGGAAUUUUGCAGUUCUCGGGGUAGGCUCACGCGCGUCUCUGGGUGAGGCUGAAGAGACGACUGACGACGUCAUCCGUCUAAAAUUAUUUCAAAUCGAGUACUAGUAACGAUUAGCUCGUCCUUCUUGCUUUAACGUUUUACAACCGUCGUAGAUCAAACGUGUGAAUUAUUUUAAAGCUGUACGCACAAUAGCUACAUAGUCCGAAACAUUGUAGUGAAAAUGGCAAAAAAAAAGAUAAUAUUUGUAUGUACAAAUCGGUUGUGUACAGGAGUUUUCCUACAUUUUACUUGAAUAGGGCAUUUGAAUGAUUUUGAAAUAUGUUGUCGAAAUGAAUUUUGAUGACAUAACGCAAGUUAUUAAUUAUUAAAUAACACACAAUUGCAUAAUGGUUAGACUAAUUUCACAUGAUGUUUGUGUACUAGUUAUUAUACAAACUUUAUUAUUACCAAGACGAAAAUUGAUAGCGCACGCCAGAAAAUAAAUGAAUGAGUAUACAUGUUUGGGACUUACGGCGAAUUUGUUAACAUUGAGGUGUGAAGUGCUCAAUUCAAGCUAUUUAUCGGGUGUUUUAAAAUCUAUUAGGACUAUUAUUAUUGACUGAAUGAGACGCUGAAUGUGAACGCAAACGAAUACACUACACGCUCCAAUUAAAAACGCUUUGUAAGAACGGAUUGUUGUAUGUUGGUGCUGAUUGUCUUAUAAUAGAUGUUUUAAUGUCACCGAAACUUUUAAAAAUCUGUGCACGCCUAGUGUCAGCUUAAUAACGAAAAUGCAAUCGGUGUCUAUCUUAAAAUAUUGGAUAUUGUAUUAGUAGAAUAAAUAAUUGUUAAUUGUGACUCGCCUGGCUUAGCCAGGCCAGACUUCACUUGCAAGAGUGAUAUUUUUGUUUUAUAAAAAUAUACACCAUCUAGACGAUGCUGUGUUGCGACUUGUGAUGGGAACUACAAUCGCAUUGGCAAAUUGUCUGAAUAAUUAUAUUGUCCCAGUAAACGGUUAUAAAUUAAUCAUUAUUAAGCGACAGUAGCGCCUGAAUAAGACUCGAGUGAAUCAGUCUCACUUGAGCUUUUGCUGACUAGAUCAGCUAUUAUUCUAGAAUAUUCUAGAUAAUCGUAUUACUCUGUACGCAUUGAGCUAUCAUUAUCAGGUGACAGAGUAAACCGGGAGGGGAUUGUAACUUAGAUAAAUGUUGUACUUAAUUUUUCUGUCUAUAGCAUACCGCACUGUGCUUUUGCGCCGCACACUCUUUGAUAAUUAUAUGUAGUAGGUAUACGUAAGGUAGAACUAGUUCACGUAUAUUCGUCCAUGGACAGUAUUAUCAAGUCGAGAGCGUUGUUCCCACAAUGCGAAACAAAAAUAACGAACAAUGCAGUAUUUAACUUAAUAGGUAAAUACAUAUUACUACGUAGGGUUUGGAUAUAUUUUUCCACUUAUUUUGUAAAUAAUUGUAAAUUUGUAGACCUUUACGUUUGUGAAUAUAUUUUUGAAUGAAUCAAUAUAGACAGUUUGAGCAGCCUGUAAGGGUUGCCGUUACUGUGCGUAAAGUUGUGCUUCAAUAAUUACUUCGAAAUACUUAAAGAUUUUGUGUACUUACGUGUUAUGUCUUGAGUUAUGUUUAAUGUUAUUUUGUUACUUUUUUAUUUUAUUUUUUGUACUUUUCUGAAUUAAUCAUUAUUUUACUAGCAAUCAUUUAACUAGGAAAUCAUAUCAUUAGAUAAAUCAUAUCGCCACGUUUCAUAACGUAAAUAUACAUUGUUUUAUUGCGGUUCAAUCUAACAACAAAUUCAAAUGUAGGGGUGAUAAGUAUGAAACAGAUAAAUUAAAAAUUCUUUGUCAACGAUAACAUAUACAUUUCUACUAAAAAAUAAAUAAAGGGAAGUCCAAUUUGUUAAUCUAUUGGCAGUUAUGGCUAAUAUAGGAUAAUAGUUGUGGUCAUUGAUUGUACCUGUAAAAGUGCGCAUACAUUCCAGACUUUUUUGAGACGUAGGUACGCCUUUGCUAACUAAAUAGCUUUAUGUAGAGGCACUACAGGCAUAUCACUAAUUAGCACUGCAUAUUUUUUUCUUGUGUUAUUCUACACCUUUUUGUAAUAUUUUUUACUUAAUUGACUAAACCUUAGUACUUAAAAUAUGUGUAAUAUGACAAGAACAUACUCAAUAGUUUUCAUAGAAAAAAUUGCCAAUCACAGAUCUAUGGAUUCUAUCAUACGUACCAUUGUCUGAUUAUCAGAAAAUAGUUGUUAUGUACAUAAUAUUGUGAUAUGUAAUUUAUAUAAGUUAUCAUACGUAAUAGGUACAUGUACUCGAGAUCAACGGCACCGUAUUUUGUAAACGUGUAACCGCACGCUGUUGCAUAACAUUAAGUACAUGCAUUGUUAUAGCCACUGGUAGCCAUAGCUUGAAACAAAUUACAUAUAUUCUGUGAAUCGUAUUUUCAUGUACUUAUACAGAUGUGUAACUCUUUAAAAAAUUGUACUUAAAACGUUGUUCGAAAUUUGUUGGAGGUUUUGUAUAUUCUACAGUGACUUUAUCUUUGUCAAAAGCAUCUAAAUAUCAGCACACAAUGUAGAUAUUUUAGAUACAUAAUGAGAGUUCAAAUAUUAUGAAGAAUAAAUAUUAUGUUUAGUUGA